CAUGCUUUAAAUGAAUAACUUGUCACGGCUUCCAUUAAACAAAAAAGAAAUUUAAAAAUCUUGUAUUGUUUGUAAAUUUACUUUUUUAGAUGCAAAUCGUAUUUACAAAUUCAAUUAUUUUUUAAAAAAAUAGCUACUAAGUGAAGAAAUAUUCAUUUACGUGAUAUUCGCUUUGGUCUUUAAUCAAGUUUUAGAUUGACUAUGGCGGCAAAUAUGAACCGAGGAUAUCCUGUACCUCCUCAGGGUCAUGUUCAGGGUCCUACAGGCCCUCCACCCGGUCCAGCUCCAGUACCACCACAAGGGCCUCCUGCUAUGCCAAAUCAGCCAGGAAUUCCUCCUACUGUCCCACCAGGCCCAGGAAAUCCUCCAAUGCAGCCUAAUCCAAUGGGUCCUAUGCCACAACAUGGUCCGGGUAUGAGGCCUCCAGAGAGACCAAUGGGUUUACAGCAUGCAGGACCCCCACCUAGUCGUCAAUAUGGAUCUCCAACUCCUGUAUAUCAGAAUCAUUUUCAGCCACAGCCACAAAGACCAGGAUACCCACCUGGCCCAAUGCAAAACUCUCCUGCACCCCCAUCACAGGAAAUGCAUGGUCGAGUUGGGCAAGGUAUGGGUCCACCCACUCAAACGUAUCCUGCAAGGGCACCGCAAGGUCCAAUGGGUCCAAUGCCUAUGGAGUCAAGAAAAAGACCUGCUCCUGACCGCUCUGAUAGCAGAUCACAAGGACCUACUUCCGCUAAAAGUGGUGGUCCUCCAUCCUCUUCUAAUCCCAGCAGUGCAUCAGGUCCUGCAUCAGGUGGCAGUACUAGCAGUUCAAGCAAAAAGAAGAAAAAAUUGGCAGAAAAGAUUUUACCUCAGAAAGUCAGGGAUCUAGUUCCUGAAUCUCAAGCUUAUAUGGACCUCUUAACAUUUGAAAGAAAAUUGGAUUCUACUAUCAUGAGAAAAAGGCUUGACAUUCAAGAGGCUCUAAAAAGACCCAUGAAGCAAAAGCGUAAACUGCGUAUUUUCAUCUCUAAUACAUUCUAUCCUGGAAAACCUGAAAGUGAAUCUGGAGAGGAGCCAACAGUUCCAUCUUGGGAAUUGAGAGUAGAGGGUCGACUCUUGGAUGAUCCCAAUGCACCCAAAGCUGAUCAGAGUAAAGUGAAAAGGAAAUUUUCUUCCUUUUUCAAGAGUUUAGUGAUUGAACUAGAUAAAGAUCUCUAUGGUCCAGAUAACCAUUUGGUGGAAUGGCAUAGAACACCUACUACAACUGAGACAGACGGUUUUCAAGUAAAGAGACCGGGCGACAAGAAUGUCAGAUGCACGAUUCUUCUACUUUUGGAUUAUCAACCUCUUCAAUUUAAGCUUGAUCCUAGAUUAGCUCGUCUUUUGGGUAUCCAUACUCAAACUCGACCCAUCAUCAUUGGAGCAUUGUGGCAGUAUAUUAAGACUCACAAACUACAGGAUGCUCAUGAGAGAGAAUACAUUAAUUGUGACAAAUAUUUGGAGCAGAUAUUCCAAUGUUCCAGAAUGAAGUUUGCUGAAAUUCCGCAAAGACUUCAUCAACUCUUGCAUCCAGCUGAUCCCAUUGUAAUUAAUCACGUCAUUAGUGUUGAAGGGCCUGAUACUAAGAAAACAGCUUGUUAUGACAUUGAUGUUGAAGUGGAUGAUCCGUUGAAAUCUCAAAUGAACAGUUUUCUUUUAUCUACUGCAAGCCAACAAGAAAUUCAAGGUUUGGAUAAUAAAAUUCAUGAAACUGUUGAAACCAUUAACCAAUUGAAAACAAAUCGAGAGUUCUUCCUCAGUUUUGCCAAAGAGCCUCAACAAUUUAUCUACAAGUGGCUUAUCUCUCAGACUAGAGAUCUUAAGACUAUGACAGAUGUUGUUGGUAAUCCUGAAGAAGAGAGGCGAUCUGAUUUCUACUAUCAACCAUGGGCUCAAGAGGCUGUAUGUCGAUACUUUUAUGGUAAAGUGAACCAACGACGAGCUGAGUUGGAACAAGCACUGGGCAUUCGAAACACAUAAUUUUUUUUUUUAAAUAAACAGAACAUUUGAGUAACGAUAAUUAUUGUUCACUGUGAAAGUGUCUCCUUAGUUUAGUUUACACAUAUUCCAAGUAUUUUAAUUCUGCGAUAUGUUUUAAUAAAAUAUCCAUUGUAACAUA
Molecule: messenger RNA, 2140 nt
Organism: Parasteatoda tepidariorum (common house spider)
Lineage: Eukaryota; Metazoa; Arthropoda; Arachnida; Araneae; Theridiidae
Gene: Bap60
Product: Brahma-associated protein 60
Source: RefSeq, a predicted model, not a curated record